AUUCCAUCCUCGAAUGCUUCCACAGCACGUCACUCGCUUUAUCUAUCUGAUAUCGUGCUCGGUUUGGCCAAUUGGUUGCGUAUCCUAGUCUUUUGCGCUUAACGCCGGUCCGCUCGGGACCGCCAAUUCCGACCACCUUUGGUACCCUAAUCCCCGGCAGCGGACUCGCUAAAGUACGUCACGCCGUGAGAGUCAAGCCGGUGACCGUCAGUCUUUUGCUGUUUCUAGGCUUGGCUACCAUCUUCAUAGUAACGCUAUGUUGCGUUCAUCGUUAAGGGCAGGCCGGAGGUCGGCUCCGGCCUUGCAGAAACCCGGACGUUUACUGAGAUCGGAUAGCCCUCUACUCCGCUGGAGCCAGAUAAGAAGAUCUGCUUCGACUGUCACAAGCCUUGAGAACUUUCCGGAUAUCGGUGAGGGGAUCCAUGGGUUUACUGUUCAGGAGAAGAAGCACGUUCCAGAACUGCACCUUACAGCAAUCCGCUUGAAGCACGACAAAACCGAUGCCGACUACAUCCACGUGGCUAGAGAAGACAAGAACAAUGUAUUCGGUAUCGGGUUCAAGACGAAUCCUCCAGAUGCUACUGGCGUGCCGCAUAUCUUGGAGCAUACUACACUUUGCGGAAGUGAAAAAUAUCCCAUCCGCGACCCCUUUUUCAAGAUGCUACCUCGGUCUCUCUCAAAUUUUAUGAACGCCUUCACCUCCGCUGACCAUACUACCUACCCUUUCGCCACGACAAACCCGCAAGACUUCCAGAAUCUCCUCUCGGUCUAUCUUGACGCCACUUUCCAUCCGUUGUUGAAGGAAGAAGAUUUUAGACAGGAAGGAUGGCGGCUAGGUCCGGAAGAUCCUCGCGCCAUAUUGGCCGGCGGAGAACAAUCACAGGCGGAGCAGAAGCCAGAGGAUAUCCUCUUCAAAGGUGUCGUCUACAACGAGAUGAAGGGCCAAAUUUCGGACGCCAAUUACCUCUACUACAUCAAAUACAAGGAGAAUAUCAUUCCCGCCCUCAACAACUCUGGAGGAGACCCUCAGUACAUCACCGAUUUGACCCACGAACAAUUGGUCGAAUUUUCGAAGCGCAACUACCACCCCAGCAAUGCCAAGAUUUUCACCUACGGUGAUAUGCCACUAAGCGCUCAUCUCCAACAAAUCGGGGGCGUGCUGGAUGGCUUCCAAAAGGGAGAGGCUGACACCGCUGUUAAGUUACCGAUCGAUCUUUCUCAGGGUCCUCAGAGCGUGACUGUUUCGGGGCCGAUCGACACAUUCGCCAGCGAAGACAAACAGCACAAAACGUCGACUUCAUGGUAUAUGGGGGACGCUGCUGACGUUGUCGAGACGUUUUCGGCCGGUAUUCUUUCCUCGCUGCUCCUUGACGGUUAUGGAUCGCCUUUGUAUCGAGCUUUGAUCGAAAGUGGCUUGGGGUCUUCAUUCACGCCUAACACGGGCCUUGACGCUUCAGGUCGUGUGCCCGUGUUCUCAGCUGGUGUUACCGGUGUGAGUGCAGAAGAAGCACCUAAAGUCAAAGGUGCCAUUCAACAGGUCUUCCAGGAGUGUCUCGCCACGGGCUUCAGUGACGAGAAGGUUCGCGGUUUCCUUCACCAAUUGGAACUAGCUCUAAGACACAAGACUGCCAACUUUGGUAUCGGUGUCAUGGAGAAAACCAUCUCCUCAUGGUUCAAUGGCUCCAAUCCCAUGAAGGAACUCGCCUGGAACGAGUCCUUAAUGCAGAAGUAUCUCAUGAAUGACAAUUGUCUGACCUUCACCAUGGUCGGCAGUCCUACUUGGAACCAAGAGUUGGACGAACAAGAAAUGGUUCGGAAGGAGGAAAAGUUCACCCAGCUCAUUGAGCAGCAUGGCUCCCUGGAGAAGGUGGUCGCUAAGCUGACAGAGGAAGAGCUUCAAUUGUUGAAGACCCAGGAGGAGGCACAGAACGCAGAUUUGUCAUGCCUUCCUUCCCUUCGUGUUGCUGAUAUUUCUCGGGAGAAAGAGCGCAAGCCUGUUCGAGAGUCGAAGGUUGACGGCGUAGACGUCGUCUGGCGCGAGGCUCCUACCAACGGUUUAACCUACUUCCAAGCGUUGAACGCGUUUGAAGAUUUGCCAGAUGAUCUCCGUCUCUUGAUGCCGCUAUUCAAUGACUGCAUAAUGCGUCUCGGCACAGCCAGCAAGUCAAUGGAGCAGUGGGAGGAUAUCAUCAAGUUGAAGACGGGUGGAAUCUCCACAUCCUCCUUCCAUAUAUCAUCCCCGACGCAGCUUGGAAAGUUCGCCGAGGGUCUCCAAUUCUCUGGUUAUGCCUUGGACAAGAACAUCCCGAAGAUGCUGGAGAUCAUGACUACACUUGUCACUGAGACCGACUUCACUGGUCCCAGUGCGCCAGCCAUGAUCCAGGAACUGCUGCGACUGACGACCAACGGCGCCUUGGAUGCAGUGGCUGGUUCAGGUCAUCGUUAUGCCCUCAAUGCCGCUGCAGCAGGUCUUUCACGUAGCUUCUGGGUUCAAGAACAACAAUCCGGCCUUGCCCAGUUGCAAGCUACAGCUAAUCUGCUGCGAGAUGCAGAGACCUCGCCAGAACGCCUUGCGGAAUUGAUUGAGAAGCUUCGCCAAAUUCAGUCGUUUGCUAUUUCUAAAUCCUCUGGUCUCCGUGUUCGGAUGGUCUGUGAGCAGAGCAGCGCCAAGCAAAAUGAGUCGGUGCUACAAAAGUGGCUUACGGGCUUACCACAAGUCCGCUCACCGACAUCUACACCCAGCAUUUCAGCUCUCGGCUUGGGUGCCCACAAGGCUUUCUAUGACAUGCCUUAUAAGGUCUAUUACUCAGGCUUGGCUAUGCAGACCGUCCCUUUCACCAGCUCAUCCAGUGCAUCACUUAGCGUUCUCUCUCAGCUUCUGACGCAUAACUACCUCCACCCAGAGAUUCGUGAGAAAGGCGGCGCCUAUGGCGCGAGUGCCAUGAAUGGUCCGGUGAAGGGAAUGUUCGCUUUCACUAGUUAUCGGGAUCCCAAUCCUGUUAACACCCUGAAGGUCUUCGAGAACAGUGGUGUCUUCGCCAGGGACCGAGCUUGGUCGGAGCGGGAGCUCAACGAGGCGAAACUGGGCAUUUUCCAGGGUCUCGAUGCUCCAAUGAGCGUUGAUGAAGAGGGUGCGAGAUAUUUCAUGAGCGGCGUGACCCAUGAGAUGGAUCAGCGCUGGAGAGAGCAGGUCCUUGAUGUCACGGCUAAGGAUGUUAAUGAAGCAGCUGAGUCCUUCUUGGUCCAGGGCUCGCAGCGGUCCAAGGAUUGGAUGGAAUCGGACGGCUGGGAUAUGAGGAAGCUUUCCAUGGGAGUCUCCGCAUUAGCAGUUCAUGACGUGGUCCGACUGCAACAAGACACGCCAGAUAGAAACCAGGACAUCGAUGCGAUCCUUGGCCGCCUGGAUAGGAUUGAGAGUGCCCUGGGCUUAGAUAGAGGAAGCAGCUCCGUAACAGAAGGUAGUCUCGACACAGAUCAGGAUGAAGGGUCCGAGAACAUGUCUCUGCGCUCUCUCUGGAAGGCCGUCAGACACCUCAAACAGAUCACACGGCCUGUUCAGGAUGAUGCUCUCUGGUCACGGCCAGUUAUCAAGCAUCUGUGGUAUUCAUUCCUCAACAACCUACCCCUCCUCCAUUUCUUGAAGGAUCAGAGUGCUUUCGCAUCACCGUCUCCCCUUUUACUUGCAUCAGUUCUAUUCAUAUCCGCUCUUCAUGGCCCGUCCAACGAUCUAUCGGAGUUUACGAAAGGAUACUUUGUCGCCCAGUGUUGCGCAAUCGCCGAGCUUGUCAACCCAGUGCCAUACACUCCUCCAUGGGAGAUAUUUGGGAACAGCGCAGAAGACCCUGAUCAAUCCUUAUGUACUAAGGACGAUUCGCUGACUUUUCAGAACAUUCUCGGUCUAAUUAUGGCCAGCUUGGGCUCAGAAGCUUAUGUGCCAACCACUGGCACAUGGAUAGCCAUCGCGUAUCGCCUCUUACUCGAUCACACACCGCGCGAAGUCGAACACACGACUCACGACUGGGCUGGACUGUUCUCAGGUCUCCAGGUAAUCGAUAUUGAGCACGCUUCCAUGCAUAUGUGUUGUCCCCUAUUACCUGAACAACCACCCCUAUCCACCCUUGCCCAAUUCAACGCCCGCAAAGAAAAUGCUUUCCAUGGCCUCAUCCAAAUGAUGCAUCACGGACUCAGUCAUUUUGUCGGAAGAGGUCUCCCCACUAUAUGGUCUUUUGUAAGCGCAAAAGAGCGUGAGGUCCUCUCGCCGAUCCGGACACCCUUCACCGAUGAAGAUGCACGGGUUAUCCGCCUUUGGGCCCGGAAAUUGGACGACUGGCUAGUUCGAUAUAAUGCUGCAUCUCAGCCAUCCCCUUCUGACCGCCAGGGCAUACUCAUCCUCCUACAAUACCAUCUACACAAACUAUACGUCCUAUCCAUAUAUCAUCCGGCCAGAGGAUUCGAUCUAGGUUCUACGGAUAUCGCACCAGCCGAAAGACACGAACUACUAGUCUCAGCCCGUGCAGUUCUGCGGCUUCGUCUAGACGACGCUAGUAUAUGGUCCAACUGGGAUCUGAUAAUGGUAACAUUCGCAGCCAUGCUACUACUCCGAGGGAUCGAAGACGGCGUACUACACCAAGACGACCUGCAGCUAAUUGAAAAGCACAUUGAUAGCCUGAAAAGGAACCAUUCAUCUGUGCCAAGCAUCCAUAGCAUACUGGCUGAUCGACUCGAGUCGGGCCUACAGAGCAUGCAUACACCGCCUGAGAUGGGACCCGAUUUUGCAUUCCCCGCUCCGGAAGAGGAUUAUGCUUGGGCGAUCUUUGAUCAGGAGAUUUUGUCUCUGGCGAAUCCACCGUGGCUGUGUGAAAGUAUGCCUUCCCUUGGGGAGAUGCCAAGAGCAGAUGAGAAUCAGGGUGGGUUGUCGGCGCGAUUGGAGUAUACUGCUUUGGCGCAGGGAGGUGCGGAUGCUCUGGGUGGGGGUAAUAUCGGAUAUGAUUGAUGCUGUGCUGUUAGGUGACAUAGCUAGAUAAAAGUACCGGGCGAGGAGUUU
Aspergillus eucalypticola CBS 122712 is the source of this 5044-nucleotide messenger RNA. RefSeq names its product pitrilysin family metalloprotease cym1 (gene cym1). Lineage: Eukaryota; Fungi; Ascomycota; Eurotiomycetes; Eurotiales; Aspergillaceae. The record is from RefSeq and is a predicted model, not a curated record. The transcript has 9 exons. Gene Ontology annotation, cellular component: mitochondrial matrix. Gene Ontology annotation, biological process: protein processing. Gene Ontology annotation, molecular function: metal ion binding. Bases 257 to 4993 code for a protein of 1578 amino acids.